AUGAAUUUCCUACAGCGGAUCCUCGUUUCGGUCCUUGUGGUCUUGACCUUUACCUUCGUCUUCUUCGCGCAGACAAGUCAAGCGGUCAAGGGACCCAAGAUCACGCACAAGGUUUACUUCGACAUUGAACAAGAUGGUCAGCCGCUUGGGAGGAUUGUCAUGGGUCUCUACGGAAAGACGGUCCCAAAGACUGCAGAGAACUUCCGUGCAUUAGCUACCGGCGAGAAGGGGUUUGGUUAUGAGGGAUCGGCCUUCCACCGGGUCAUCAAGCAGUUCAUGAUCCAGGGUGGUGACUUCACUAAGGGCGAUGGCACUGGUGGAAAGUCCAUCUACGGGAACAAGUUCCCGGAUGAGAACUUCAAGCUCAAGCACACCAAGAAGGGUCUCCUCAGCAUGGCCAACUCAGGCAAAGACACCAACGGCAGCCAAUUCUUCAUCACCACCGUCGUUACCUCCUGGCUGGACGGCCGUCACGUCGUCUUCGGCGAGGUCCUCGAGGGCUACAACGUGGUCGAGAAGAUCGAAAACAUAGACAAGGGCGCCGGCGACAAGCCGAAGAAGCCGGUCAAGAUCGCCAAGAGCGGCGAGCUGGAGAUGCCCGCGGAAGAAGGUACCAAAGCAGAGCUCUGA
This is a messenger RNA of Coniosporium apollinis CBS 100218, 630 nucleotides long. Its product is annotated as peptidyl-prolyl cis-trans isomerase B. Gene Ontology annotation, molecular function: peptidyl-prolyl cis-trans isomerase activity. Bases 1 to 630 code for a protein of 209 amino acids. Gene Ontology annotation, cellular component: endoplasmic reticulum; fungal-type vacuole. The record is from RefSeq and is a predicted model, not a curated record. Gene Ontology annotation, biological process: protein peptidyl-prolyl isomerization; protein folding. The transcript is spliced from 5 exons. Lineage: Eukaryota; Fungi; Ascomycota; Dothideomycetes.